GGUCCGUCUGUCUGUCUGUCGCUCUCUCGGGGCGGUGCCGCUCGGGGCGGUCCGUGCAGGAGGAAGCGCGGCCGGGGCAGAGCGGCCCCGCGGCGGCCGGAGCCGCACGCUCGGGGUGGGCAGUGCCAGGCAGGCCACCUGUCUGACGAGGGGCAGGGAGAUGGAUCGUGGAGUCACCGUGGAGAACCCCUACGCCAGCGUCAACAUCCCACGGGAGCAGUUCCAGCAAAGCUUCAUCACUCGCUACCUGAGAGACGAGCCCACCGUCAUCGCCAACCCCGCAGCCGUGCCCUCCUACGGCACAGAGGGGCACACAGAGCCUGCUCAUGGCUGGAACAGCACAACCAUCUCCACAGACAAGUCCUGGUCCCGUCCCCACAACCCCUACGCCAGCCUGAGGAUGCCCAACGGGGACUCAUCUGCCUCCUUCUACACGGUGACCCUGGACAAGCCCGCCAAGGGCCGGGAGCAGGGGGCUAGCAGGCGAUGUGGCUGCUGCAGCUGCUGCUCCUGCUGCCCAAAGUGCUGCUGUGUCAUCUCCUAAGGGCCCUCCCUGCGUGCACGGGAUGUGUGACCAUGGGAUGGGGCCAAGUGACCCCACAGGGACAUGGCUGCUGGCCUGGGCACCUCUGGCAGAGUUGGCACUGGCUGGGCUGACGUUGCUUUUUCCCUGUGAACUCUGCAGCCGGAUGUGCUGGUGAUGGGCACCUGCCAGGCGGGCCAUGGGGCCCAGGAGCCUGAGGACGAUGUGUGCCAGGACAGGUGUCCCCAAGAAGUGACUGUACUGGAGGUGGGACAGCGAUCCUGCACAGAGCCCCUGCCAGAGUCCCCGUGCUGGGAAACCUCCACCCUGGGAAGGGGCGGGCAGUGCCCACCUGCUCGUGGCUAGGCUGGGGUGCUGGCAGCCCUGUGUGUGUGGCAGAGAAGGACAUCACCAUCACUGUCUUGGAGCAGUGCAGAAGAGCCGGGGACAAGCCUCCGGCUGGCACAGGGAUCCACCUCCCCAGGAGAGAGUCAUCCCCCUCCCACAGCAUCACGAGUACCAAACUCCAUCUGGAUCCUGCUCCUCCUCACCACACGGCCAUGGGGUAGAGGGAUGGAAUCAGGAAAGACAGCCAAGGCAUGGCAGAGUGCUGGGCCGUGCUCCAGGGCAGCACCUGAUGGCACAGCAUGGUUGUGGGCAUUGACAUCCGGAGCCAGGAAACCUCCAGCCCCAUUCUGUUCCUCCUGCCAGGCUUCGGGGGCGCUGGGCACAGCCUCUUGUCCCACCUGCACCCAGAGGCAGCUCCAGUGCAGAGGGCUGGCCCAGCUCCAGCAGUGGGGCAGCACCUGGGCACCGUGUGGGGACGCAGAGGCCCAGCACUGGCCUUUUGCAGCUCCCUGGGCUCGGAGGAAGGCGGGAGGAGCCGGUGGCUCUUCGCUGGCUCUUUGCCGUGCGCUGGGGCUCCUGCAGGCUGCGCUUUUGGCCGGGGCUGCUGCCAUCGACCUGGAACAAGCCUCUGUUGUGCUGCUGUGCCGCCCUGGUGCUGACGUCCCCCGGCGGUGCUGGCAGCCCUGCCUGGCGCUGGUGUCCCGGGACAGCUGCUCUGCCAGGCGGCAGCUGCUCCUGCGCUGCGGGAGCGGGGCUGGGAGGAGUGCCUGUGUUUGCAGAUGACUUCAGGCUGCUGCAAAUAAAACUACAGUCCUCUCCUGCCCUGCCAA
Taeniopygia guttata (zebra finch) is the source of this 1701-nucleotide messenger RNA. RefSeq lists its product as uncharacterized. NCBI's taxonomy places the organism in Eukaryota, Metazoa, Chordata, Aves, Passeriformes, Estrildidae. The record is from RefSeq and is a predicted model, not a curated record.